Menidia menidia (Atlantic silverside) is the source of this 5436-nucleotide messenger RNA. Lineage: Eukaryota; Metazoa; Chordata; Actinopteri; Atheriniformes; Atherinopsidae. The record is from the annotation of a GenBank genome assembly.
UUGUCUCUCCAGGAUUUUCCCAUCUUUUCCCAUAAGUCACUCCCUCUUUUUCCCUGUGUAUACCUCUCUCCAGUGAACAGCUAUGGUGAUGAUGACAUUGAUGCCACCAGUUCUGAAAGCGAAGACGAAGUCCUGAAGCAGUUUGAAAUCUCUGUGUCCCGUUCACAGAGUUUCCGCGCUGCGGCGGCUAGUACUAGUUUAGAGCUAUCUAACCAGACACAGGUAGCCUUGGGUCGACGCCAUAAGUUCACCCGCCUAUCAGACCAGGACGAGGGCAGCACUGAGCCAUCUGACUGUGAAGAGAUGGAGGCUCCCAGCCGUUUCCAGGACCCGCUCUCUGCAACUGAAGAAAAAAUUGAGACCAAGACUCUGGAAAAACGUAUCGGAGUUGGGACAUCAACUCCGAAAGACAGUCCUACUCCAAGUAUGAACCGUCAGGCUGCUGAUGGAAGUGAAGACACCGAAAAUCUUGUGGACAAAAAUGAAGCCACAGAUAGCUCUUCUACUUUGAGCCCAGAGCAAGAGCAGGCUCCAAAUGUUGAGGUCUCAUCGAACCCGGUGUGUUCCUCCCCUCGGCCUCUUAUAUCCAAAUGUGGAGACUUGGUCCUCUCGUUAGAGUACUGCCCCGGCUCAGAGAAGCUGCUGGUCAGGGUGGUGUCGGCUCUGGACAUCCCAGACAAGGCUCGCAGUGGCAUGGACUCGUGGCAGGUGCACAUGGUCCUUCUGCCCUCCAAGAAACAACGGCACAAAACGACAGUACAAAAGGGCUCGACGCCACGCUUCGAUGAGACUUUUCGAUUUUCACGCCUGGAGCCAUCUGAUUUACAGAUGUCAGCCAUCAGGUUCAGGUUAUAUGCACUCGGGGGUAGGAUGUCUCGGGAGCGGAUGAUGGGAGAGAAAAUACUCCAUUUAGGAGGCAUUAAGCAGGAUGGGGGUAUGACGGAGACGACGCUGAUUCUUGAGCCUCGAAGUAACAUCAAGAGCGUGGACACCCAGUUGAGUUUAUCUGCCGUGUCUCCGACUGACAGUGCCUCGUCCACUCAGUCUCUGACCCAUGGCGGUGUGCCCGAACUACUUGUGGGUCUUUCCUACAAUGCCACCACAGGACGCAUGUCCGUGGAACUCAUCAAAGGAAGCCAUUUCAGAAACUUGGCUAUCAACCGACCUCCAGACACCUACGGGCGGCUCACUCUUCUGAACUCUGUCGGGCAGGAGAUCUCACGGUGUAAGACGUCGGUGCGUCGUGGACAGCCCAACCCCGUCUAUAAGGAGACGUUCGUCUUCCAGGUGGCCCUGUUCCAGCUGUCGGACGUCACGCUGCUGGUCUCCAUCUACAACCGCCGCAGCAUGAAACGCAAAGAGAUGGUCGGGUGGAUAGCCCUCGGCCAGAACAGCAGCGGAGAGGAGGAACAACUUCACUGGCAAGACAUGAAAGAGAGUCGAGGACAGCAGGUCUGCCGGUGGCUUGUCCUACUGGAGGCUUGAUACUUCUUUUCGUGCGUCUCAAAGUUGGAUGGAAUUUGCUCUUUUGAAUAACAAAAAAACAUAAUUUGCUGACUGUGGGGUUAUUUAUGGAAGGUUUUCAUAUCUGAAGGCUUAAAAGCUCCUUAUAAUAUGUUUCUCAGCCAUGUGGCAUUCACUAUAUUCACACUGCAUCAUACAUAUUUUCACAUUUCAAACCAAAGGUGAAUAACAGAAUAAGGUCUAAAAUCACUUGAAGGGUGGUGAAGGGGAACUGAGCUUUGGGUUUUGAUUGGUAGACCAACUUGAAAGUUUUUAGGGUUUCGAUCUGAUGUUAAAUAGCACACAAAUGCGAUAUCAGAUACAAAUAGAACAUAGCCCACAUGAUAAUGAAAGAGCACACCUCGUUUUUGACUGAAUCAAGGUUCUUUCAACUUAGUCAAUCUAUCUGACAAGAUUUGACUUAAAAUUCACAAUUCAAUUUUACUUUUAUAACUCAUAAGGUCAUCUCAGGGCUACUUAAAGAUUCUGUCCAAUUCAAGUUAAUAAAAUCAAUUUAAUGUAUACAAUCAUACCACAAUCACUUCCAGUUAAUUAAAAUCCAAGACAUUACAAAUUUGUGGUACAAGAAUAGUUGAUUUGGUGGCACCCUCAGCGAGCAAGUAUCUUAAAAAAAAAUAAUUCAUAAAUGUCUAUAAACACUGGAAAAAAGUGUUCAUUGACAAAGCUAUGUUGAGAAUUAAUCCCAGCACUCUGCUCUAGGACCAUUUACUUAAUACAAUGAUUUUCGAAGAUCACAGUAAAUUGCUUAAGCCCAAUCUGAUGCCUUAAAUUAGAUUUUUGUACAGAAAGUAACAUUGAUUCAUCAGAAUCUAGCAAAUCUUUACAUGUGGAGUUGUUUAACAAGCAAAUUCUGAUUUUGAUUUUAAAUUUAAAUCUUUUAAUAUAGACGGAUAGUUCAUUUCAAUUCAUUGCAAAGAAGUGCUUUAUGACUUCAGAUUACUUUUUUUAUUUGGAUAUAAACAAAAUAUUUAAUCAUGAUUCUAAUUUUCAAAGGAUUCUACAAUAAAGAAUACACCUUUUUAACAAUAUACAUGUAUAAUAUUGACUGUUUCACUAUAGAUAACAUGAAUGAGCAGCCAUGUUUUAAUCUUCUUCAUAGUUGGAGCAUCAAAGGGUUUUGUUUAAAAGAUUAAUUAUCUACACCAUGUUUGAGUUCACAUAAUCUGGAUUUUAGUCUGUAUGUAUAAGAAAGCUCUUUGGCUAGUAUUUCAAGUUAUAUUUUAUAGUGUAGCAUUCCUUCUGCGGGACCACGUCACCAUAAAAACUCUAAAAAGAACCAAGCCACGUGGGGAGAAGCAAAGCUAUUCCAAAUUUCAAGUGGAUGAGGAAGAUGUCUCAUUCAUAUUCAGCACCCAUUCAUAUUAUUCUAACGCUCAAGCUAUUAAAGGCAGGAAAACCAGCAGCUGGAGACUCUUCACUCCACUGGGAUACGCCUCAUCAGGGCUGAAUAAUGUUAUUCAGCCAUAGCUCCUUCUCUUUUACAUGUCAGCACCCGUCAGUGUUGAAAAUCAAAAGAGACCUUUGAUAUCUCGACACAGCUUUAAAUUACAUUCAUUGAAUUAAUCUGGAAGAGUACUCGCCCCCUAGCUCAUCUCUCUCUGAAUGUAGUAAUCAGCAUUUCCAGAUGUUUAAUAGUACAGUGUGAGAUGCUAUUACUGCCGGUGCUCAUGCUCCUCCUGUCUGCACACCUUUCAGUCAUAAGGUUGAGCCUCGAGCAGGGUGUUAUAUUAGUACAUGUUUAACAGAUGCCUCUGCUUCAAACUCUCAGGCGUUUACACAAAGAGCACAUAGAUGUUCCAUGUGUACGGUGUUGAUGUUGUGACCCUCAGAACUUCACAAUUUGAUUUGAAGAUUAAAACGUAAACAUCGAUAUUCAGUUCACAGAAAUUUCAUUUAAAAUUUUUCAGUCUUCAACCUGUCACCUUCAUUUUUUCCUUAUGUUUUCAUGACUGGAAUAAUCUUUAUUAAUUUUUUUAUAAAGAUUAAGUCAAAUUGUGCACAGCCAAGCAAUGAUGUACAGUUCCAACCAGGAUUUAUUGUGACAUAAAUGAUUCAGGAGAGCUUCAAGCAGCACAAACAUUUUUUUUCAUUUUUGUUUUUUUUAGGCAAAACUGAGUGAUAAGUGAUCAGUUACUGAGUCAUUCAGUAUAUGGGAAAGGCAGCACAAGAGCCAAGUUGGAAGCGCAGUACGUUUUACCAGCAAAUGACAGUCAUAUAUAAUGAAUGAGAGAGAGUGCUGCUCCUUUUGAUGAGCAUCUUAAGGAUUUUCCUGUUUUCCUAUAAUUAUUAUCAGAGUGACCGAACAGAAAUCAUUGGAGUCUGUUCCUUUUCUUGUGCAACAAAACUCAUUCUUCUCAUUAAGAUGAGAGAUUAUUACAGUAGUUUUAGUAAAUUGAGUUUAGCUGGAAAAAAAUAGGUUAAUUUUGUCUCCAGCAAAUGGAAAAAAUAAAAAACUGAAACCAGUGUUUAGGUGCAAAAGUAAUUAUCUUCAAAUGAUUUGUUUUUUUUUCUACAAAACUGCAUUGUUUGGUAAUGUUGCUUCAGAAUUCCAGAAUGUGUCCUAAACCAAUGAAGGUUACGUUUCCUUUGGCAUCAAAGCUGCCGCAGAAUUUCAGAAGCAGCAGUCCAGUUCUACUGACCUCGUGCUUGUGUGUAUAAUGACGAUGAAAUAUUUACUGCCCAGGGAGUAUUAUCUGUAUUUUAAGCAUGUUGAGUUACUGUACAGAUUAUCUAUGAUUUCCAAGUGGUAAAUGUUUACUGUUAAUCGAUAUUUUCCAGGAUUGUAUUUACAAAUCUGCAUGUUUAAUGCGCGAUCCCAGUUUACAUUGCAGAUGUUAGACAAUCAGAUUGUGCUGCAGAUGUAAUAGAGUCUUUAAUACUGAUGAAGUGCCUGUAAUAUUUUUAGAUGAAACAUAUUCAACAUGGUAAUGAAAUCAUAGAAAUGUGCAUGAAGCCUUUUUGUUGUUCCUUGUGAAUGCUGCUAUCAGAUUAUAGGUGGAAGGUUUAUCUGUCUAGAUCAGGACCAGGGCUGAAGACUUAACUUCUUUCAAGACCACAUUCAAUAAGGGUUGACGUUCACAACACCCAAAACACAAAAACAAUAAAAAGAAAAACAAUUAUGCUACAACACCAACAAACAACAACUUUCAUUUAUUGAAAAUAUUUUUUCCCACAAUAUCAAUUAAAUUAUCACAGUUUGUGGGUAAUUUAGUUGGAAAAUUUCAAACUCAUCCAUAAAUCCAUUUUCUGUUCCGCUUAUACCCAACGGGGACUAGAGUCCAUCCCAGUACAAUGGUCGAGAGGCGGUAAUUUUGUUUUACCUCUGUAAAUGACAUGCAAAAGUAACAAACUAGCUUUUUUUUAUUACUAAAUGAAUUUGUACUUCUAAAAAAAAACAUGCUGAUACUAAUUCAUCAGUUCCACUUUGAAAAAAUACACACAAACCCCUCCACCUCUUUUAAAAGUAAUAGUUUUGCAUAUAGUUUGGUAGCCAUUAAUUAAGUACACAAAAUACUUUUUAAACAGAUUGGAACGUCAACUUAAUUUUUAUUAAAUACUUGUUGUAAAUGUGAAUUAUUGUAGUGUUAUCCAGGCUAAAAUCCAGAUGAAAUAUGCCACAUAAAUGGUAGUGUAGUGUCGCACUAACCAUCCUCUGUUACCACCUCUUUGUGCAAUCCACAGUCCAAACAAGUUUUAAUUCUGAAUUCUUGCAUCACAGACUUUUUUUCUUUUUUUUCUUACCAAAUAGAUUUUUGAUAUUAAAAGAAAAAAGAGGCUCACUUAUGAUUUUUAAAUUUUCAAUAACUCUGAUUAAUUCUGCCUCCAGCCCUGGUCUAGACCUUGCAUGCUGAGCACUUGGAGCACCAGAAAACAUUUUUUUGGAACAAGUCUUGUUGUUGCCAAUAAAAUCAA